This is a messenger RNA of Nymphaea colorata (pocket water lily), 1228 nucleotides long. RefSeq lists its product as uncharacterized. The record is from RefSeq and is a predicted model, not a curated record. The transcript has 5 exons. The coding region runs from base 139 to 1131 and encodes 330 amino acids. Lineage: Eukaryota; Viridiplantae; Streptophyta; Magnoliopsida; Nymphaeales; Nymphaeaceae.
AUUUAAAAGCCAAAAGUGGGAUAACUUUCUGGUCAUUUGCUUCUCUUCUCUCUCUACCCCCACCUUCAGACUCUCUCUCUCUUUCUCUCUCUGUUUCUCGGUCUCCCUCUCUCUCUUUCUCUGUGUGUGCAUUGAGAUAUGGAUCAUGGUGUCAAACAUUCAAGAUUUCGAGAUGAAGGUUUGCUGCUGCAGGCAUGCAUUACAGGGGAUGGAAGCGAGUCAGGCAGAGCAAUCACCCACCUCUCUGCGGCCACUAUCAAGAGCUUCAGGGAGUCCAGAUCUUUCCGCCAUUACAGCCUCUCCAGUGCGACAUCUUCACCUGGUUAUAUUCCUAAAGGCCACAUUGACCCGUCAACCUACUCUUUCACAGAGGCCCUAAAAGCCUUACAGCAGGCAAGAUGUGGAUCAGCAAGGGAGAGCAUGGCAUCAAUGAGGUACUUGGAAGGGAGGUUCCUGAACUCAAAGUGGGAUGAAGCAGAGAGGUACAUCUGCAAUCCACUGUCUGGUGAAGUGCCAAUCCAAUGCCUUUCCUCCUCUCUGGCUACCAAGACAUGGGCCGAACAGCGUUCCCGGACAGUGCCAGUCCUAACCAGGACUUUCAAGUCUGCUCCUCUCUCCUUUCCUUCUCAUGGUCCUCAGGAGUCCAAGCCCCUCUCCAUCCCUGCAAUCGAAGAAGUCACUGCUUCAGAAGAAUUGAAGGGAAGAAAUGGGUCACGGAUGAGAGAUGUGGGGACUCAAAUUACUCCACUGGAUUGCAGUUCUAGUAGCCCAAGCAUCACAUCAGCUGCAGUAGAAGAAAAUAGAGCAGAGAGUUUUAGAUUAACUGGGAGGAGAUGUUUCAUUUUUCAUGUGACACCAAAAUCCAAAGCAGCUGCAGAGGGCUUACAGGGAAAACUAGAGAAUUGCAAGAUAUCUGGAGAGAGGAAGGAGAGAAAGGAAGGUGAAGAGAGGAAGGAGACGAAGAAAGUUAGCCCACUCUUGGGAUGGAAGGCGUGGUGGGCCAGCAAGCAUCGGCCAUGGAAGUGGGGAGAGAGAAAAGCCAGAGAGCGGCCACACAAUGCAAAAGCUGGCAAAGAUUCUGCAAUAAUAACCAUACAAGCAACCCUGGAGCUGCAGCAGCAGCAGCAGUAAGGACUAAAGAAAGAGAGAGAGAGAGAGAGAGAGCCCCCUCCACUCCUUGCACCAAGAUCAAUUUGGAUCAGUCAUAUGAGAUCAUGAUGGCCUGUUC